AUGGCGAACGGAGGCUUGAUCGGCACCGUUUCUCUGACUUUCUCAAUCUGCUGUUCAUCUGCACCACCCAAGCGAAAAGUUGAUACAUCACAUUUUCAAUCCAGCUCGGAGCAGAGCCGGAUUUACAUCGCCCUUGCCGCUAGUCCCCCAACAGUUAACUGUCGUAAAGUCUCUUUGCUUUUUCUCAUGUGCCAAUUCCCGGUCUUCGAACAUUCUGUGUAUUAUCCCUCGGUGCUCUUGAAAGGAUGCAGGUGCCUCGAAAUCGAUGUGUGGGAUGGCGAACUUUCAUCUGCUAGCUCUUCCGACUCUGAGAAUGAUGAGUCGAAAAAGAAGAAAAAAAAAGAGAAAAAAGAGCAAAAGGACAAGGGUCUAUCCAGGACGGAUAGUAAAAGGGCGUUCAACCUCUCUUCACUCUCGGAUCGCCUCGACCGAUUGAAGAAAGAUCCAGUUGAGGAUGCAACGGGAGCAGUGGCAAUGCCAACGGCGGCUGUGGCUGCAGCUGUCCCGCUCCGCCCCGAACCCCGGGUUCUGCAUGGAUAUACUCUGACGAAAGAAAUCACUUUUCGAGACGUGUGUUAUGCCAUCCGAGACACUGCGUUUGUCACAAGUGAUCUACCGGUCAUUGUGAGCCUUGAAGUCCAUGCUAGCCUUGAUCAGCAAGAAACGAUGGUGGAGAUCAUGACUGAAGCCUGGAAAGGCAUGCUUGUUGAUUUCACUCCAGAGUUAGCGGCGGAGUUGGAAAGGGGCGAUUUUAGGCAUUUGCCCAGCCCAGAUUCUCUCAGGAAUAAGAUCCUGAUUAAGGUGAAGUGGGCCCCUAACCAUUCCAAGGUAGAGAAUAAUGUAGCUUCUGUUGAGGUUUCUGAAGGUGCUGUUGGUCCUGUAAAAGGUCAAACUGCCUCAGCGAACGACAAGGCCCUGGCUGCUCAAGCAGCGAAAAAGAAGCCCGUAAAGAUCUUGCAUGCCCUUAGCCGCCUUGGAGUGUAUACACGCGGUUACACCUUCAAUGAGCUGAAGCAACCCGAGGCAGCUAUCCCAACCCACAUAUUCUCGCUUUCAGAAGCAGCGGUGAGAGAUGCCCAUGAAAGCCAGCGUCAGGCUCUUUUCAAUCACAAUAAAAACUUCAUGAUGCGCGCAUAUCCAUCAGGAAUGCGAGUCAACUCCUCCAAUCUAGAUCCUUCAUUCUACUGGCGCCAAGGCAUUCAAAUCGUGGCAUUGAACUGGCAGAAUUGCGAUAAAGGGAUGAUGCUCAACAAAGGGAUGUUCGCUCGCUCGAAGGGGUGGGUGCUGAAACCAGAAGAAUAUCGAGGAGAUGCAUGGGCUGAGAGGCAGAAUGCCGCCAAGAGCGGCUCAGGCCCGAGCCGUCGCCAUACUCUGCACCUAUCAGUUCAGAUCUAUGCAGGGCAGAAUAUCCCACUCCCGAAGGGAGAUGAACAUGAUAGAAGUUUCCGUCCAUACGUAUCCUGCCAACUGCACGUUGAACGACCUAAAGACAGCGUUCAUUCGAAAGGGGACGGCGAUGACAGCGGGAGUGCAAAGUAUAAACGUCGCACCACAACCUGCAGCAGCGCUGAUCCCGAUUUUGGUGGCCAAACGUUGCAGUUUCCAAGUGCUCCGGGUGUGAUCGAACAGUUGAGCUUUUUAAGGUCAGUGCGUAAUAAUGCGUCCCGAAGUCAACUCUCGUUCGCUGCAUUGUAG
This is a messenger RNA of Uncinocarpus reesii 1704, 1695 nucleotides long. RefSeq lists its product as uncharacterized. Gene Ontology annotation, biological process: phosphatidylinositol-mediated signaling; lipid metabolic process. Gene Ontology annotation, molecular function: phosphatidylinositol-4,5-bisphosphate phospholipase C activity. NCBI's taxonomy places the organism in Eukaryota, Fungi, Ascomycota, Eurotiomycetes, Onygenales, Onygenaceae. The transcript has 3 exons. Bases 1 to 1695 code for a protein of 564 amino acids. The record is from RefSeq and is a predicted model, not a curated record.